Paramecium sonneborni is the source of this 342-nucleotide messenger RNA. NCBI's taxonomy places the organism in Eukaryota, Ciliophora, Oligohymenophorea, Peniculida, Parameciidae. The record is from the annotation of a GenBank genome assembly.
AUGGAUGGAAAUGUUCAUAAAUAAUAAAUGAUCAUAAAAGUACUGUAUAUGGAUUAAGUUUAAAUAAUUCAUAGGAUAAGGUAUUAGUAAUCUUAAAGUCUGGAUAAAAUUCACAAUGGAUUUGAAUCUCAUAAAUAAAAGUCUAUAAUUAUGGAAUACGAUUAUGUUUCAUAAAUGAUAAUAAAUUCAUAAUUUAAUCUUCUUGUGAUAAAUAUCUUCAUAUUUACGAAAUGGAAGAUAAAAAGAAAUAUUAACAAACUAAAGAAAUUGCUGUAAAAGGUAGUUCAGUUUGUGAAGCAUCAUUUCCAUAAUUAUAUAUAGAGUCAAAAUCUCUUAUUUUGA